CCACCUACAUCUGACGUGGGGAGGGUAUUUAGGCAGUCAAGGUCCCUCAUUCCUCGGACGUUGUGAUGCUCUGUGCUGAAGAAGUGGUACAAUGGCUUGGUUAAAGGAUUUUGUUGGUAAGGUGGGAGAGGAGUAUAAGAAGCAGGUUCAGUUACAGCAGCAACAAAGGCAGAGAGAGUCUGGGUCUUAUGGACAAGGAACGAAUCAAGGACACCAGCAGGGCGAGUAUCAAAGAGGUUCACCUUCGGGAUGGCAACAGCAGUAUCAGACUGGGCAGUCUCAUUAUCAACAACCUCAGACUCAGCACCAGCCUCAAUCACCACAGUACCAACCUCAACAGCAACAGUAUCCACCUCCACCAUCACCGUAUCGUCCAUCGAGUGCUCAACCCUCUCAGACACCUUCACAACCUCACACCGCGCCACCAACAACACAACCACCUCCGCAAACUUACCCCCAGAGUCCAUACCCCCCUCAAGCACAUACCCAACAGCUAGAAGCCCAAUGGCGCGAAGCAGAAAGACUCGCAGCGCACUACAAAGCAGAAUAUGAGGUGCAAAUGAAGAAAGCCACACAAGAUCUCGCCAGCAUGCGAAUUGAGCAAGAAAAGCAGACUCGGGAGUUAGAGAAGUUGAGAGCUGAGGAGGCGAGGAAUUAUCAGCUUGCGGAAGAGGAGCUGGUAAGAGAACAGCAGAGGUUGUUUGAUGAGAUACAGAAACGGAGACAGGAGGUGGAGAGACCUCCGUUACCGCCGAGGAUCAAUACGGAUGUGGAGGAUGUUGCGCCGCCUUUGCCGAGGAGACCUGUUUCUACAACUGGGAGUGUGAGUUCUGCACAACGGCCGGUAUCAUAUGCAGCUACGCCGGCUCAGAACUCAUAUCUUUCGCCGCAGAGUCAAACACAAGUGCCCUCUAGUCCUUCACAGGGCUAUAUACCACCUCCUCCACCUGGACCUCCUCCUGCUCAGGCUACGACUCCAAUUCAACCACAGGCUGGUGAGCUUUUGUCACCUACUGUCGUGUCUCCUGAACAGGUUUCGCAGCGGACACCAUAUUGUCCUCCACCCCCGCCGAGCCCUCAAGCACAACCUUCAUCUGGAGUUCACGAGCAGACAUGCCAACGGAACUCAUAUCAUGCGCCAGCUCCAGCCAGUCCCCGACCGCAGCAGGCAAACACUCCAUCAUAUCCACCACCUCCACCUGUCAAAAGCCCACCUCAACAACAACCUAUCGCUCCAAAAUCCUUCUCUUCGCCAAAGACCCCUCGCGUCAGAACCCCUGAGCCAGCAAAGCUGCAUGCCUGUGGUGCAAAAGCAGGUCUCGAAUGCUCAGGCGCACUGACAUCCUUCCCCCAACACUGGUUCUACCACGCUGCGGUACCAGAAUUCGUCAUCUGCGCUCGCUGCUAUGUAGAUCACAUCUACGACACCAAAUUCAGGGACUCGUUCAGAAAGGUCUUCUACGACGAUGGCCACAAGCGCAGAUGUCGUUUCAACACCAGACGUGUCAAAGAUGCAUUGCUUCCUGAGGCCAUUGAGUCCGGGAGUCUUGACAGGCUUGUCGAGUUCCUGGGGAAGAGAAUGAGUAUCAAAGACUGCAGAGAACAAAACAUCACCGAGGGAGAGUCGUGGUACAAAGCAGCUGACAUUCCAAACGGGACAAUUUGCGAAGCUUGCUUCGAAGACGGUCUCAUAACUUCAUCAUUUGCAAAGUAUUAUCAGCUCUUACCCAACGAAGGCGGUGCUUAUUGCGAUCUAAGCGUGUGGUUUCUCAAACGCAAAUUCAUAGACUACGCGAAAGAGAACAAAUGGGCCCAAUUCUGUCAAGAGUUCAACCAGCGCGCGCAAAUACCGGGCUGCCCCAGGAUCGAUGCUAUUAACGCUAAUGAGCGUGUAUGGUACAAGCCCAAAAAUGGACCGAGUGAACUGCAAGCGUGUGCAGCGUGUUACCAUGAUUACUUCUAUGCCUCUGAAGAUCAGGAUAAAUGGCAGCAGGUUACCGGAGGAAACUUCCAGACCAGGUGUAUUCUUGGACAGUUGAAUCACAUUAUUCCAAUGCAUCAGGCACUGGAUGAUGAGGAUAGAAGUCUCUUUUGGAAUGCAGCGUGGGAGAUGGACAAGUAUCCAGUUUGCAACAAGGAUGGAACAAAGGGAAGUUCGUGGUAUACGCCGAUCAACGAUCCUCCCGGCUGGGGAAUAUGCGCAGCGUGUUAUGAAGGUAUCAUCAAACCCAUUGGAGGGUCACGAUGGUUUAUGAAAGACAACGGCACCAAGCCAGACGAAUUAUAUCUCUGCGGCUUCAACUUGGGUCAUCCACGGGCGUUUCAGGCUCUCGAAGCAUACGUCAACGCACGCAAUUGGGGAGACAGCAAGCUCUUUCUUGACUGGACUGCACAAUGGGGCAAUGUUCAGCAAUGCCCGAGAAAGAACUUCAGCAAGAAUAGACGAUGGUGGGGAUGGGGAGUCUUGGCGAUCUGUGAAGACUGUUACGCUUCCUUUGCAAAGGGUACAGCACUAGAACCUCGCUUUGCGCUCACUGGAGUGAGAGAGCCUGAAAAAGAGCGUAUGUGUGAUAUCUACUCACCGCGCAUGAGAGGUCUAUACACCGAAGCGUGUAGAACUGGGGAUUUGCAAGGUCUGUUAGCCAUUGCAGAGCAGAGGCAUGUUGUCUAUACGCAGACAAUCAUGCAAUGCGAGCAAAUCCUCAACCAGCAGAAGAUAGCAGCCGUGCAGGCGCAGAUGUUAGGCACGCAGGGUACAUUUUACAAGAGUAUGGGAUGGAGUCAAGAUGCUGUUAUGGGACAUAACUAUACUGUUGGGAACUCGUAUGCUGGGUAUGGACAUGCAAAUGAGUGGGUUAUGCAGGGGUAUUCGUACGAUAGACAGUCAAGAGAGGCUGCAGCGGAGGUUAUGAGUGGAGGGCCUCUGAUGAGGAUACAGAUGCUUGAGGCGAGAUGGAGAGAGGUUGAGUAAAGAGUAUACAUAUAUGACAAUGCUCUCAAAAAAUAAUGACUUCAACAGUAAAGCUACAGAUGUGUAAAG
Messenger RNA from Fusarium redolens, 3040 nucleotides. RefSeq lists its product as uncharacterized. The record is from RefSeq and is a predicted model, not a curated record. NCBI's taxonomy places the organism in Eukaryota, Fungi, Ascomycota, Sordariomycetes, Hypocreales, Nectriaceae. The coding region runs from base 92 to 2971 and encodes 959 amino acids. The transcript has a single exon.